CAUGAGGUCUAGAUUAUAUCAAUAAGACAAAAAAAUUGUAGUAAAACUCAUUUAAUAUUAUAGAAUUUUUCUUUUGACUCUAAUCAAUAUGGGUUUCCUUAAACUACAAAGAAUAGAGAGAAUUAAAAAAGUAUGUUUGAGCCAGAUUUCUUUAUUCAAUAAAGUUCGUCUCCUAGAAAAAGACCUAAUAAUCGAGUUAUUAUUCGAAAAUUAUAAUAAGGUUUCAUAUAAAAUAACUCCCUCUAUAAAUUUUUCGACUCAGAUUUCCUAAACAUCAAAAAAACUCACUUAACCUACAUCAAAUUUGACAGAAAAAUCAGGUUCAUCCAUUGAAAUCCAGAAAGAUCUUAAUAAUAAAUAGGAUUCAAAGCUAUAAAACUCUAAUAAAUAACAUUUUCAUACAUAAAAUUAUUAGUUAAAAUUAGAGACAAAAAGUAAAGAAAUCUAAACUGAUCAUAAUGAUUUUAUAAAGAAUGAUUCUAUUGAAAGAGUUUAAGAAGCAAAAGUUGUUAAAUGUUUUCAAUAUCCAUCAUUUUAUUCAAUCUAUGGAAAAGUUAAAAAGUCAACUUCUAGAGAUCAUCACUCUUUAUAGGUAAUACUUUUAAUUUUUAAUUUAGAAAGCAUAUUCUCAUUUUUUAGAUGAAUCCGGGUCACCUAAAAACUAAACACCUUUAGAUUGGUCAAAAAUUAAAGUUCCAAUUAAUAAUAAUUAAUGUUUGAAAGAAUAUGGUAACUAUUUAACACAAUUUGAAAAAUAAGAAAUAUUAUCAUAUAAGGAUGUAUUUAAAAUAAUUAAACAUAGAUUUAUUAUAUAGGAUAAACUAAUAAGAAAUUUAAAAACUAGAUGACGUAGUUUAAUGAAGGAUUUGAUAAUCAAAAAGGAGAAUAUAUAAUAAAUAUUAGUGAUCAUGUAGCAUAUAGAUUUGAAAUUUUAGAAGUUAUAGGAAAAGGAAGUUUUGGUUAAGCACUUAAAGUAUUUGAUCAUUAAAAAAAUAUUAUUUCUUGUUUAAAGAUUAUUAGAAACAAAAAGAAGUUUUACAAUCAAUCUUUAAUCGAAAUAUAAAUAUUAACAUAUGUAAAAGAAAAAGAUCCUGAAAACAUAACUAACAUAAUCAAAAUUAAAGAUUAUUUUGUUUUUAGAAAUCAUGUGGUAAAAUUCUAAAGCUAAUUUUAAGUGUUUGAAUUUUGAAUUGCUCUCAAUGAAUUUAUAUGACCUAAUCAAAAUAAAUAAUUUUUCAGGACUACAAUUAGAGUUGAUUCGUAGAUUUGCCAUUUAAAUAUUAAAUUCGUUAAGUUUUCUAUACAAACAUAAUAUAAUUCAUUGUGAUUUAAAACCAGAAAACAUUUUACUAAAACAUCCAAAUAAGAGUGGCAUUAAAAUAAUAGAUUUUGGGAGUAGCUGUUUUGAAGAUUAAAGAAUUUAUACUUAUAUUUAAUCAAGAUAUUACAGAGCACCAGAAGUUAUUCUAGGAAUUCCUUAUAAUAAAAGUAUUGAUAUGUGGAGUUUUGGAUGCAUUCUAGCUGAAUUGUAUUUAGGAUAUCCUUUAUUUCCAGGUGAAAAUGAGCAAGAAUAGAUUAGUUUUAUUUUAGAAUUGCUAGGUUCUCCAGAUCCAGAAUUGCUUUUAGUAUCAAAUUUAAUUAAUUAUAAAGCUUGCUGAAAGGAGAAAAUUAUUUUUUAAAGAUUACCAUCCAUAUAAACCAUUAAUUUACUAAAAUAAAAGAGGAAAAGUAAGAAUACCUGGUAGCAAAAACUUGAAUAGUGUUUUAAGAUGUAAUGAUAAUUUAUUUAUUGAUUUUUUAACAAAAUGUUUGGUCUGGAAUCCAAAGAAAAGAAUCAAACCUAUUGAUGCUUUGAUGCAUGUAUUUAUUUUAGAGGGAUUACCUAGCACAAUUAGGCAUUAACAUAUUCAAUAUAUUUAAAAUGAAUAUUAAUCUUAAUUAUAGAAAAAAAAUCCUACAAAAUAAGGUGAAUAAGGAAUAUAAAUUUCUAUGAACUUUACUUCAGAACCAGAAAUAUAUCAUAAUUCUAAGUUGAAAAGCUAAGUAUUAACAUAAAAAUAUUCAUACAUAAAGUAACACUCAUAAGAAAAAGAAGAUGAAAAAGAAACUUAAAACGUUUCGAAAAGAUUAUCUUUAUCCUUUCACUCAAAUAAACAUUCUAAUUAAAAACAACCUCUUAUAUUUAGUUAUUUUCCAGAAACAACAAAAUGUUUAGUGAAAAAAAAGAAUUGA
Paramecium sonneborni is the source of this 2232-nucleotide messenger RNA. The record is from the annotation of a GenBank genome assembly. NCBI's taxonomy places the organism in Eukaryota, Ciliophora, Oligohymenophorea, Peniculida, Parameciidae.